AUGCGGCCGAUUUUAGACAUUAGCGGUGUGGAGGCCGACGAGAUUAAUUCUGGGAACUGCUCAUCUUUUCCCAUUCUUAUCUACACGUCGGCUCUUGCACUUUUGGCCAACACUAUCUACCAUAUAUCUUCAUUCCUCUUACUUAUUCACAAGCCAAGGCUACUGAAGACAUUACCGGGUCCGAAACGUUUCAUCUCCCGCAUCUGGCACGCUCAAGCCAUUGCAGGAAUCGCUACGAGCAAUGAGUUCAAGGAGCAGUGGGACCCGAUCCUGAUCGCUAGCCUUCUCACCGUCGCGCCAGAGAUGACCCACAAAUCGCAGCAAUCAAUCCUGCUCAAUCUACUGGGUAGUAUUACUACGGUAACUGGAAUUAAACUAGAUUCUGAGAUUGAUGAUCUGCGAUGCGGCUGGAACAUUUCACAGUACGACGAAGAAGCGGUAGAUUGA
Molecule: messenger RNA, 447 nt
Organism: Aspergillus oryzae RIB40
Lineage: Eukaryota; Fungi; Ascomycota; Eurotiomycetes; Eurotiales; Aspergillaceae
Exons: 1
Coding region: 1-447 (148 amino acids)
Source: RefSeq, a predicted model, not a curated record